Messenger RNA from Onychostoma macrolepis, 7727 nucleotides. RefSeq names its product synaptojanin 1 (gene synj1). Bases 352 to 5100 code for a protein of 1582 amino acids. The transcript is spliced from 33 exons. The record is from RefSeq and is a predicted model, not a curated record. Gene Ontology annotation, biological process: synaptic vesicle endocytosis; phosphatidylinositol dephosphorylation. NCBI's taxonomy places the organism in Eukaryota, Metazoa, Chordata, Actinopteri, Cypriniformes, Cyprinidae. Gene Ontology annotation, molecular function: RNA binding; phosphatidylinositol-4,5-bisphosphate 5-phosphatase activity.
GAACUACCUGCCCCGCUAAUCAUUUUGUUUCUAGCCUUAUACGAUCUCCAACCGGGGGAAGACAGACACAACUCUGACAGAUCUAAUUGUAUGUGGUGUGCCAUUGUGAUGAACACCUGUCAUCCUCCUGUUUCUGCACGGUUUAUUUAAUUUGAGUCGGACAUUUUAACUCGUUGCUUCGGCUUUGAUGGGAUUUGUGAUCGUUCUCCAUUCCUUGCUGUCGUGUUGCUGAAAUACAGCAUAACUAACAUGUUUUUUUGACUGCAUGAUGCGACAUUUGAUGCACCUGCUUAUCUGAACCUGCAGGCGGUUUAGGGUUUGAAUAUGGGCUGAAACAGGUUGUGUCAAGUUAUGGCAUUCAGUAAAGGUUAUCGUAUUUAUCAUAAAUUGGAUCCACCUCCAUACAGUGUGAUUGUGGAGACCAGAAAUCGAGAAGAAUGCCUGAUGUUCGAGUCUGGAGCAGUUGCUGUACUGUCGGCGGCAGAGAAGGAGACCAUCAAGACGGCGUACACCAAGAUGCUGGAUGCUUAUGGGAUCCUGGGAGUUCUUCGUCUUAACCUUGGGGAUUCUAUGCUGCACAGCCUGGUGGUCGUAACAGGCUGCAGUUCAGUGGGAAAAGUCCAGGAUUCAGAAGUUUUUCGGGUAACAGGCACGGACUUCGUCUCUCUGAAAAAUGACCCCUCGGAUGAGGACCGCAUCGCUGAUGUCAGGAAAAUCUUAAACUCUGGUAACUUCUAUUUCGCCUGGUCCUCCACCGGAGUGAGUCUGGACCUCAGUUUGAACGCGCACCGCAGAAUCAGAGAAGACACAUCUGACAAUCGUUUUUUCUGGAAUCAGUCCCUCCAUCUCCAUCUCAAGCAUUAUGGGGUGAACUGUGAUGACUGGCUGCUGAGGUUGAUGUGUGGCGGAGUGGAGAUCCGCACCAUCUACGCUGGGCACAAGCAGGCCAAAGCUUGCGUGAUCUCUCGGCUCAGCUCAGAGAGAGCAGGCACGCGUUUCAAUGUCCGAGGCACAAAUGACGACGGCCAGGUGGCCAACUUUGUGGAGACUGAGCAGGUUAUUUUCCUUGAUGACAAAGUAUCCUCCUUCAUUCAGAUCCGAGGAUCAAUACCUCUGUUCUGGGAGCAGCCAGGAAUUCAGGUCGGAUCUCAUCGUGUUAAGCUGUCCCGUGGUUUUGAAGCAAACGCACCCGCUUUUGAGAGACACUUUAGUGCCCUGAGGAGGCUGUAUGGCAAACAGGUGAUCAUCAACCUGCUGGGUAUGAAGGAGGGUGAACACAUGCUGAGCAAAGCAUUCCAGAGUCACCUGAAAGCUUCAGAGCAUGCAAACGCUGUGAGAAUGUUGAACUUUGACUAUCAUCAGAUGGUUAAAGGUGGGAAGACUGACAAGCUCAGCAGUGUCCUGAAACCUCAGAUCAGCAAGUUUCUGGAGGAAUGUGGUUUCUUCUACUACUCAGGGGAGGCCGGCAUUCAGAGAUGUCAAAGUGGGACCAUUCGUUCCAAUUGUCUAGACUGCUUGGACCGAACAAACAGCGUCCAGGCCUUCAUUGCGCUUGAGAUGCUUCCAAAACAAUUGGAAGACAUGGGUCUGACUGAGAAGCCUCAGCUGGUGGCACGCUUUCAGGAGGUUUUCCGCACCAUGUGGUCCACCAAUGGAGACUCGAUCAGCAAGAUCUAUGCAGGCACUGGUGCUCUGGAUGGCAAGGCUAAGGGUGGAAAGCUAAAAGACGGAGCUCGCUCGGUCACCAGAACCAUUCAGAACAACUUCUUUGACAGCUCUAAACAGGAAGCCAUUGACAUCCUGAGACUGGGCAGCACCCUGAACAGUGACCUGGCAGAUAAGGCACGAGCCCUCCUCACAACCAGCUCCCUGUAUGUCUCUGAGCCCAUUUUACAGUCAGCCUCUCCCAGAGUGCUCCUGGGCAUGUGUCAGAACCACUUCAAGUACACAUGUCCCAAAAAGAUCAGAGUAUGUGUGGGUACAUGGAACGUGAACGGGGGCAAGCAGUUCCGCAGUAUUGCGUUUCGUAACCACACGCUCAAUGACUGGCUUCUGGAUGCCCCUAAGAAGGCCGGCCACCCAGAAUUCCAAGAUGGAAAAUCCAACCCAGUGGACAUCUUUGCUAUUGGCUUUGAGGAAAUGGUGGAGCUGAAUGCUGGAAAUAUCGUCAGCGCAAGCACCACUAAUCAGAAGCUGUGGGCUGCAGAACUGCAGAAGAACAUCUCACGAGAUCACAAAUAUGUGCUGCUGGCCUCAGAGCAGCUGGUGGGUGUGUGUCUGUUCGUCUUCAUACGCCCUCAGCAUGCACCAUUCAUCAGGGACGUUGCUGUGGACACAGUGAAGACUGGAAUGGGUGGAGCCACUGGUAAUAAAGGGGGUGUGGCUAUACGCAUGCUCUUCCACACCACCAGCAUCUGCUUUCUGUGCUCACACUUCGCCGCCGGCCAAUCACAGGUCAAAGAGAGGAACGACGACUACAAUGAAAUUACACGCAAACUGUCCUUCCCCAUGGGCCGGCUCCUGUACUCCCAUGAUUAUGUAUUCUGGUGUGGAGACUUCAACUACAGAAUAAAUAUUCCUAAUGAAGAGACAAAGGAGCUGAUCAGACAGCAAAAUUGGGAUGCACUGAUUGCUGGAGAUCAACUGGUAGAGCAGAAGAAUUCUGGACAGGUUUUUAGAGGCUUUAUUGAAGGGAAGCUGGAUUUUGCCCCCACUUACAAAUAUGACCUGUUUUCGGAGGACUAUGACACCAGUGAGAAGUGCCGCACACCAGCCUGGACUGACCGUGUGCUAUGGAAGAGAAGAAAGUGGAACUUUGAUAAAACUGCGGAAGAGUUGGAGUUGAAUGUUGUAGGAGCCCCAGUGAUUGAGGAAGAUCAGUACCCAUGGAGCCCUGGAGAGCUCAAAUAUUAUGGUAGAGCAGAGCUCAAAACCUCUGAUCACAGGCCUGUGGUGGCCAUCAUAGAUGUGGACAUACUUGAGGUGGAUCCAGAGGCCAGACAUCAGGUGUAUAAGGAAGUGAUCGCUCUGCAGGGUCCACCGGACGGCACCAUCCUCGUCUCUCUCUGCACGUCUGGUCCUGAUGACUACUUUGAUGAUGCACUGAUUGAUGACCUGUUGGAAAAGUUUGCAAAUUUUGGCGAGGUUAUUCUUAUCAGGUUUGUUGAAGAGAAAAUGUGGGUGACAUUUUUGGAGGGAUAUUCUGCUCUGGCAGCUCUAUCUUUGAGCGGCUCUACUGUGAAUGGUAAGACCAUAGACAUCCGUCUGAGGAGUCCAGGUUGGAUAAAGAGUCUAGAAGAGGAAAUGAGCGUGGAGAGAAUCUGCGGCAGCGUCCCAACAUCCACCAGCUCCACCCUGCUGGCAGAAAACUCUGACAUGGGAGAAGAGUAUUACAUGGAAGGUGAUGUGGACGAGGAGAUUGAGGAUAUUUUACCCCAGCACCUGCAGCCUGGAGCAGGCAUGGAUCUAGGCUCGUCCCCUGCCACAUCCCCACGCACCAGCCCCUGCCCCUCUCCUACCCAUGGAGAACCUGCACCCCCCAUCCGGCCCAGCAGAGCCCCUCCACGCACAGCUGGACCACCACAGGGAGGAUUAAGCCCAGCAUCCAUUAGAAGGGACCUUGCAGGUUCUCCUGUUGAUGCUCAGCCAGCUGGAGCUUCCUCUUCACAGGGACUAGAGCCAAAACGCCCCCCUCCUCCACGCCCCCAUGCCCCACCAGCUCGACCUGCACCUCCACAGCGCCCACCACCACCCUCAGGACAAAAAAGCCCAGCGUUAGCACGUGCAGAUGUAGCUGGUCGAGGUCAAGCCCCUGGAGGCACCCCACGGCCGCUCCCACCUCGAGCAGGAGUCAUCAGCAUCCCUACUCAGGCUAGACCUCCUCCUGCUCAUCCUGGGGCCCCCAGACCCAUAGCAGAGGUGCAUCCUGGGGCCCCACGACCCUCACCUGAUAUUCACCCCGGAGCUCCUAGACCCGUUCCUGAACCCCCAAGCAAACCGUCUGAACUCCCUCUAGGUCCACCCCCGACACUGCCAGGUCCCAUGAGGCCUCAGAUGACAUCACCCAUGCAGCCCCAGUCCAUGUCGCCAAUGCAGCCUCCCGUGCAACCUCAACUGCCCCCACCCAUACAAGCCCAGCUCCCUCCACCGAUGCAGCCCACCUUCCCUGCCCCGCUGGUGCCUCAGCCUGCUCCUCAAGCGUCUGCUGGAGCCGCUGCCGCCCCUCAGUCUGGACUGGCAUCUCCCAAGCCUCCACCCCGGAGCCGGUCCACUCACGCACUGCCACCCGAGUCUGCUCCUGCUCCUGCUCCUACAUCUCAGGCCAAGGACAUGAAUGGAGUCCAAAGAGAAGCACAAUGGAAUCUAGACCCCUUCGACAUGCUUAACACCCAGUCCCUCUUCCCAAAUUCAUCGUUCUCCGCUUCCCUCCCUCGCUCCUCUUCCUCAUCCACCCCCUCCCCUUCUUCUUCCUCCACGUUGCCCAGCUCCCUCUCCCUGUUCUCCGCUCCGGACACCAGCAGCACUCCAUGUCUUCUGCCUCCCCCCGUUCCCUCCCGCAGCAAAUCCCAGGAGACCCUCCGUUCAUCCCCCAAUCCAUUCCUCACAGAAGCCCAACCCAGACCCAACAGCACCAACCCUUUCACCGGCAACUUGUUGCCCUCCCCACGCCGAUCGCUCACACCCGAUUUCUACACCCAGCAGCAGGCCAGGUCUGGUCUCAACAGGGCCAUGUCAGCUGUGGUUCACAGUUCAACUCCUCCACCACCAUUCUCUAGACAACAAUCCUUAGUUCCUGCUCCAGCAGCAGCCCCAGCCACACAAACCCAAAUGUGGGUCACAUUCGAUGACGAUUCAGACUUCCUUUCAAUGAAGGCUCCAUCUGCAGGUGGGACCGGCCCGCCACUUAUACCCACAGCCUCAUCCAUUCCCUUCCCACAACCCCAGAGCAGCUUCCCCAGCUCAGGCUUUGGCAUGGACAGCAACUGGACGUCGCUUCCCACUUCCACAUUUCCCACAAUCCCUCCUCCGAACCCAACCAGGACUAAUACCAGCAUCAGAAACGCCCACAUCCCUUCCAGAAACGAAUUCACAGAGAGAUGAUGCAGCAGAGAACGUGUAUGUAAAAUACAGAGAAAAUAUUAUUGUGUAUCUAUAAUACAUGUAUGGUUUGUAUAAAAGUGUGGUUUUGGAAGUGCUGACCCGUUUUUCCGAAAUAAAUCCGACCGUUUCUUUUAGCCCAACGUCGAUAGGGAAACCAAGAGUAAAUCAACACGGUAUGUUAGUAUUUUUCAGUUUUUAAAUAAUAAUGGGCACAAAAAAAACCAACAUAAUUUGCGUAUUAACAUGGAUAUACACACGUGUGUAACAUUUUACACUUCAAUGGCCAGAUUUAGUUUAGUACACAUUAGACCGCAGCUUUAAGCUACAUGAUCAGAUGUAAAAAAAAAAAAAAAAAGAAAAUUUAAAAAAAUGGAUAAAUAUUAAGUUGUAUAUCUCAUUGCGAUUUCAAUUUCAUCCUUUACUUUCCCUCAUGUCGGAACACAAAAGAAAAUAUUUUGAAAAUGUUAUUUUUUUAUUUAUUUUUUCUCCAUACAGUGGAACUCAAUGGGGUCUAAAUAGGUUGUUCUGGAACCCAUUGACUUCCAUUAUAUGGACAAAACCUGUUGAAACAUUCUUCAAAUAUGUUCCACAGAAGAAAGAACGUUAACAGGUUUGUAAAGACAUGAGCGUGAGUAAUUUAUCAUUUUUUGGUGAACUAUCCCUUUAUUCUGUAACCCAAAGCAAAUAAGAAAUCUUGUUAUCAAGCGCACAGACUUAAAAUGCCUGGCUGUGGCUGACGUGUUCUAUGCCAUCAUAUCCGUAAAAUGGGCUUGACCAGAGAUACUUGUUUGUUGUUAAACUCAUUAUGAAUGUAUCUUUUACCUGUUACUAUUGCCUACGUUUAAGUUCAGCAGUAACCGUUGCUGUGCUUUACUGCAUACUCAAAUCAAGGGUCUUUAUUUUUCUGGGUGUUCACGCAAAAGACCCCCUCCCACCCCCCCGUGCAUCCUGUAGCACGAGCGAUGUGCUUAGCUUGUCAAAAAUAUAUCUUCUAUACAUAUUCAUAGUGAUUAAAUGUCUUCCUAGUGGGGAAAAAUGUAAAGUACUUCUGAAUUGUGAUUAUAUUUACAGCAUAUACAUGCCAUAUCUAAAGUGCACUGAAGAGCUCUGUCCUCUAGGCUUUCAAACGCACAUUUCGAGUGGAGCUUGAGGGUUUUAGCGGCUCCUCUCAUUCAUCAACACUGUAUAUACAUGUGCUUUCAGUUCAUCUGAUCCAAAGCUCACAACAGAACUGCUGUAUUAAACAAAUGUGUUGUGUGUUUGAUUUGGUGGGUUCCUCCUUCAGGAUGUUGGUCAUGCUUUCUUUUGUGCAAUGUGUACUUAUUCGCUCAAUGAAAUUGUGUUUUUUUUAAUUUCGAUGAACAGGUUGUUGAUAGAUCUAUUUAUUGUUAUGUGGAGGAAUACUGUGCUGUAUUUUGGAGUGCGCCGUCUGUUUCUGUGUAUUUUAGCUGUUUGUGCGAGUACGCUUGCGUGUUUGCAUCGCCAUAUCGAGGGAUUCGGAUGUCUUAUGAGUCUGCUGACCCCAGAGUUAUUAUAGCAUUCUGUCUUAGAACUGAUUUUGAGAGAAAUAUUUAUAUAAAAUGGUAUAAUCUUGAGAGGAAACGCAACAAGAUGGAUUAUGAAUGGUGUAACAUUUAAAGCUACCGUUUUGUAACAAUGCCUUGUUGAUAAAAGUCUGGAGUUCAAAGGCCCCAAAGGUGUUUAUUUGGUUCUGGGGAAGCAUAUCAUGAUUCACCCUCAGUUGUUUUUGUUAAUCAUAUAGCAUUCCAGACUGUACUGAUGCAUUAUGGGUGAAUGAUCAGCCCUUAGGCACUUAUUUUAUGUGUGCAGUCAUUUUACUCAUGUUAUGCAGGUUUUUAAUGUCCCUCCAAGGGCAUACUGAAAUGAUUCAUUCUUGGUUAAAGUGUAUGUAUUUCAGGAAAGCAGUAUUUUACUUGUGCUUUUGUUCCUUGUUUACAUUUUAGGUACAAAUUUAACCUCUGCAUAGCUGUUUCAAUGUUAGCCUGGGACAUGUUGAGGAACAUUUUUUGGCUUUGAGCAUUACAGAUUUAUUUUUGGAGCGUAAAAGCACUGAAAAGUGUCUCUUUUUGGGGUUUGGUUGAGGAAUGGGUCAGAAGAAGCCAGCCAGCAAGAUUGUGUGAAUUAAUGCAUGAGAAAACCAUUCCAAAGCACUAACUGUGAAUAUCUCCAGAAUACAGACAAGUAUCAGGUUGUGGAUAAUAUAUAUAUAUAUAUAUAUAUAUAAUAUAUAUUAUUUUGAUGAUUAGUGAACACAAUGUAACCACUUAACAUUCAAAGGCAUUAGAACUUGGAAGUCAUUUGAUCAGGUGUUCUGUAUGUUAAUGAAAGCGUUGAACCUGACAUUGCUAGCACCAGAUAUUAAUGAGAAGCAAGGUUUUAAUAGGAAUUAACUCCUUUUGUGAAGUUAAUGUUCCUUUGUAGCUUUUAGCCCAGUAGUAAACAAGUCUGUGGUAUUAACCUUAUAUGUAUGUAUACACAAACCACAAAACUGCAAUUCAGUAACAAGUACUCGAUCUGUAAUUUUAAGUGCACACCAAAAGUGCAUAUUUAUGUAUGGAGCAAUUGAUGUUGUAUGUAUGCAAUAAUAAAUGUAUUUCAACAUGAAA